Molecule: messenger RNA, 801 nt
Organism: Chenopodium quinoa (quinoa)
Lineage: Eukaryota; Viridiplantae; Streptophyta; Magnoliopsida; Caryophyllales; Amaranthaceae
Product: bZIP transcription factor 50-like
Exons: 2
Coding region: 64-486 (140 amino acids)
Source: RefSeq, a predicted model, not a curated record
GAUUGUUGUUCAGGCAAUUGAGAAAUAGAGAUGCCGCGAUGAGAUCAAGAGAAAGGAAAAAAGAUGUAUGUCAAGGAUUUGGAGAUAAAGAGUCGCUAUAUGGAAGCGGAGUGUAGGAGAUUGGGGAGGUUGCUUCAGUGUUGUUAUGCCGAGAAUCAGAUGUUGCGUAUUUCCUUGGGCAGUGCGUAUGGUGCGUCCAUGGCCAUUCCGGAGUCUGCUGUGCUCUUGUUGGAAUCCCUGCUGUUGGUUUCCCUGGUUUGGUUAAUGGUCAACAUAUGCCUGCUGCCCCGACUGCCCCUGCAAAAUCAGAACGCAGUUCCACACGGAAGCGUGGAGAGAAAAGAACUGGAAAGCGCAACACCAAAAAGAAAGAGAAUGAAGGUCACUGAACUGUGGGUGACCCUUUCUUUCAUGAGGAGUAAGAGAUGCAGAGCUUCAAGGACCAAGAUGAAGUCUGAUUUUGAACGUGCUGUGUUAUGCAACUGAAAUCCUCUCUCCGCUGCUUCCAGUUUUUAUGGUAUUUGCUGGAGAAAGUUGGUUCUCAGCCUUAACUUUUACAUAGGAUGUAGGGAGAGGUACUCUACUGGAAAGAGUGUUUAGGAAGUGAUCUCCUUCCCCCCUCCCCAACCUCUUUCAGGUUCCCCAAUGUUUCAUAUCAGUAACACCUUUAUACGAGUGUAACAUACUAUCUUUUUGGUUUUGAUUUCUUUCACUUUCUCCCCUUCCUGUAUGUCCUUCUCUGCGCUCUUUUGUGAAAUUUCAGGACGGUUAAUCCUUGUAUUAAGUAUAAGAUUGUCAAAA